Messenger RNA from Drosophila teissieri, 363 nucleotides. RefSeq lists its product as uncharacterized. The record is from RefSeq and is a predicted model, not a curated record. NCBI's taxonomy places the organism in Eukaryota, Metazoa, Arthropoda, Insecta, Diptera, Drosophilidae. Bases 1 to 363 code for a protein of 120 amino acids. Gene Ontology annotation, molecular function: nucleic acid binding. The transcript has 2 exons.
AUGGAGCGUUCGCUGGAACAGCGGUACGCCACGGCCUUCGUCGUCACCAACUUCUUGACCCAGAAGAAGAUCUCAGUUGUGCCCCAGCCUCCUUACAGCCCUGACUUAGCUCCGUGCGACUUUUUUUUGUUCCCCCUACUGAAGAGAGAGCUAAAGGGAAAACACUGGGAGUCGGUGGAGAACAUCCAAGCUCGCGUAACAAGGUUCCUGAAAGGCAUUUCUGUCGAGGAGUUUCAGGGAGAGGUGAUCCCCUUGUACUGGAUUGAUGCCACAGUUGUUGAAGGCAACAAGAAAAUCAGUAUACCGGCACCAAGAAUGGCCUCUACCGUUAUUCAAGAGCUCAUGAAAAGCACUGAUCACUGA